GCCUCAAAGGCGGCUACAUGCGACGUGAGUUGGCAGUCUCGCGAGAUGAGACGUCUGACGUGUGCUCCAGCUGUCAGACAGAAGGUCGCUGCGGGACUUUUUGAACAGUGAACCGGGGACUGCGGCCUGUUUUGUGGAAAGCGGAACAGCUGGGCGUUCUGAUUGCUCUGACUGCUGGACUACAAGCCAUGCUGAGGGCGAGAGCGCAGCACCUGUUGCUAGGCAGAUUAUUGGGCCCCCAGCAACACAGCCCCACAAAGCUAUGGGCCUUCCUGAAGCCCAUCCCUACACUGUGCCCCUCCGAGCGUUUCCUAGGCAGUCAGACGUUACACCCGGAAUGGGGGGAACUGGCCAAGAAACAGCUGAAAGGCAAAGACCCAGAGAGCUUGAGAUGGCACACCCCCGAGGGUAUAGUCAUAAAACCUCUUUAUACAAAGAGAGACACAGAAGAGCUGCCCGAGGAGCUGCCGGGGGUCAAACCCUUCACCCGUGGUCCCUACCCCACGAUGUACACCCACAGGCCAUGGACUAUCCGACAGUACGCUGGCUUCAGUACGGUGGAGGAGAGCAACAAGUUCUAUAGGGACAACAUAAAGGCGGGCCAGCAGGGGCUCUCUGUGGCUUUUGAUUUGGCCACCCAUCGCGGCUACGACUCUGACAACCCUCGAGUCCAUGGAGAUGUCGGAAUGGCUGGGGUUGCCAUAGACACCGUGGAGGAUAUGAAAAUGCUGUUCGACGGAAUCCCAUUGGAGAAGAUGUCCGUCUCCAUGACGAUGAACGGUGCCGUGGUCCCAAUUCUAGCCAUGUUUAUUGUCACUGGGGUGGAGCAAGGGGUCCCAAAGGAGAAACUGACUGGUACCAUACAGAAUGACAUCCUAAAGGAGUUUAUGGUCAGAAACACUUAUAUAUUCCCACCAGAGCCAUCAAUGCGCAUCAUUGCUGAUAUCUUCCAGUACACCUCCCAGCACAUGCCAAAGUUCAAUUCCAUCUCCAUCAGUGGGUACCACAUGCAAGAAGCGGGUGCGGAUGCAAUUUUGGAGUUGGCUUAUACAGUAGCAGACGGGCUGGAAUACUGCCGAACGGGCCUGACAGCAGGACUCACCAUUGAUGAGUUUGCACCCAGGUUGUCAUUCUUUUGGGGCAUUGGAAUGAAUUUCUACAUGGAAAUAGCCAAGAUGAGAGCCGGAAGGAGGCUGUGGGCUAACCUCAUAGAGAAGAACUUUCAGCCCAAGGACAAGAAGUCACUGUUGCUGAGAGCUCAUUGCCAGACAUCAGGGUGGUCACUAACUGAGCAGGACCCCUACAACAAUGUUAUAAGGACAGUGAUUGAGGCGAUGGCUGCUGUGUUUGGGGGAACUCAGUCACUGCACACAAACUCGUUUGAUGAAGCACUGGGGCUGCCGACUGUGAAAAGCGCCCGUAUAGCUAGGAACACCCAGAUCAUAAUCCAGGAAGAGUCUGGGAUCCCCAAGGUGGCCGACCCCUGGGGGGGAUCCUAUAUGAUGGAGUGCCUGACUGAGGAUGUAUACCAAGCUGCACUCAAGCUCAUUAAUGAAAUAGAAGAAAUGGGCGGCAUGGCUCGAGCAGUGGCUGAGGGGAUUCCUAAACUCCGUAUCGAAGAAUGCGCAGCACGAAGACAGGCUAGGAUCGAUUCAGGUUCUGAAGUCAUCGUCGGAGUGAAUAAGUAUAAACUGGAAAAAGAAGAGUCCGUUGAGGUCCUUGCCAUUGACAACACCUCUGUGCGCAACCGACAGAUUGAGAAUCUUGAGAAGGUGAAAGCCUCCAGAGAUAAUGCCGCUGCUCAGCAAUGUUUAGCAGCCAUCACUGAAUGUGCUGCUACAGGAAAAGGAAACAUCUUGGGCCUUGCAGUUGAAGCUGCCCAAGCAAGAUGCACAGUUGGGGAAAUAACAGAUGCCAUGAAGAAGGUGUUUGGUGAGCACAAAGCCAGUGAUCGGAUGGUGAGUGGAGCCUAUCGGCAGGAGUUUGGGGAGAGUGAGGAGAUCUCCUUUGCUAUCAGCAGAGUGCAGAAAUUCAUGGACCGAGAAGGGCGCAGACCCCGUUUGCUAGUCGCAAAGAUGGGACAAGAUGGCCACGACAGGGGAGCUAAAGUCAUUGCUACUGGAUUUGCUGACCUUGGUUUUGAUGUUGACAUUGGACCCCUUUUUCAGACACCCCGGGAGGUGGCUCAGCAGGCGGUUGAUGCGGACGUCCAUUGCGUAGGAGUCAGCACUUUGGCUGCAGGACAUAAAACGCUUGUUCCUGAACUGAUCAACGAGUUGAGCUCCCUUGGGCGUCCUGAUAUUCUUGUCAUCUGUGGGGGCGUCAUCCCACCUCAGGACUAUGACUUUUUAUUCAACGUUGGAGUGUCCAGUGUAUUUGGACCCGGAACCCGUAUUCCCAAAGCAGCUGUUCAGGUGAUUGAUGACAUUGAGACAAGUUUGGACAAAAGGCAGCAGUCUCUGUAAUAUCCAUGUCUGACCCAUACAUUUAUACUUUACUGGAUAUUUAGAGUGAAUUUAGAGAAUAGAAGCCAGUCGUUGCCUCAACUGCAGAUGAACAGAAAUCAGACUGAAAUCGAAUUAUCUAAUGUAAAUAUAUAUAAAUUAUCAUUUAAAAUAAAAAUUGUUGUUUCUUAAA
Molecule: messenger RNA, 2637 nt
Organism: Xenopus laevis (African clawed frog)
Lineage: Eukaryota; Metazoa; Chordata; Amphibia; Anura; Pipidae
Gene: mmut.S
Product: methylmalonyl-CoA mutase S homeolog
Exons: 13
Coding region: 189-2465 (758 amino acids)
Biological process (GO): succinyl-CoA biosynthetic process
Cellular component (GO): cytoplasm; mitochondrion; mitochondrial matrix
Molecular function (GO): catalytic activity; cobalamin binding; methylmalonyl-CoA mutase activity
Source: RefSeq, a predicted model, not a curated record